CCCCGGCAAGUCGCUGCCCUCUUGGCGGCGCCAGUUUUGAUUAGAUUGCCCUCCGUCUCCCACGCCUACCCCCCUGGUGAGGAGCGCUCGCCCAUGGGCUGAUCGCCUGCCGUUCAGCAUCCCUCCUGCAGUAUUCCCAGCCUUGCCCUCGGGCCCUCGGCAAUUUUGACGCUCGCCGCCCCGCCCCGAUCAACAGAGGGAGGCGCAUAGAUCACAACCAUGUGGUACCCAUUGGAUUACAUUAUUCUCACCAUGAGCUGGACCUGGGUGGUCGGGCUCUCUUUCUACCUUUCCCGCCGGAAGCAGGAGCCCGUCCAGUCGCGCGGCUGGUUCCACACCUCGAUGAUCACCCUGGCGUCGCUGGUCCACGCGGCUGCCCUGGUCCUAGUCCACCGGCCGCACAUGUCGUGCCUGUGGCCGUACCUCUCCACCACGAUGCUUCCCUACAUGUGGGGGCUGCCCUUCCUCAACCGCGGUUUCGAGCUUUACGCUUUGCACGAGUACCACGCGAUGAAUCUUCUCGGCCAGACGCACACCGCUCGCUUCCGGCGCAUCAAGCGCAUGAGGGAGUUCGCCUCCGGCGUGGUGCCGCAGCUGUGUGUCUACUGCACCACGCUUCUCUUUGCCGGCCUCAUUGGCUGGAUGAUUCUCAUUGUGGGCCGCAUGGACAUGACCACCUUCAAGGGCGGUGUUGAUGGUGGGAAUGUCUGCCUCCGGCCGGCCCUCUGGGCCGCCGUCCCCGGCGACCUGAUCAUCAUUCUGCUGGCCUGCUGGAUUGCCUGGCUCCUCCGCGGGCGCCGUGACACCUACCUCAUCAAGGCCGAGCUGACCGUGGUCAUUGUCGGUACCCUGUUGAUGAAUGUGGUUUACAUUGUCAUGAGCGUCCUGCACUUGAGCGACAUCAGCAUUCUGGUCAUCGUGUACAUGUGCUUGAUGAAUUUGUUUGUCACCCUUUUCCCGUCGAUCCUUUCCUACACGGAGAACUUCAAGCUGCUCAACAUCCGCGGCAUUUCGCGCGAGGAAAUCAAGGACAACAUCCGGAAGAGCCGCACCCCCGACGCAGCCGGCGGCAGCGACGACCACCCCUCCUUCGACCCGCCGGCCAAGCACCUGGUCAGUGAUAGCGGGGGCAACCACCAUCACCACAUGCAUUCGGAUGACCACAGCGGCGAGGUGAUCACCCACAACAAGCUGGCCAAUGUGGACCUCGAGAAGGGCAUCGACCCGGUCGAGGAGGACAGUGACGAGGAGUCCUCGCCUCUGCGGGCGGCCGGCCGCCGCACGCCCGACAGCCAGAUCACCACCAGCGGUGGCCCUGGCUCUGGCAGCACCUCCACCACUUCGCUGACGUCGCCGGGCGGGAAUUCCGUCAUCGCCCUGGGCCCCGAGGCCGGGUCGGCCGUGAGUCUGCCCAUGCCGGUGGCCAUGCGCGGUGGCCUGGCCAGCCUGGCCGGGGCCGGGGUGGCCGGCUCGCGCGGGGCCCCCGGUCGCGGCACUCAAACUCUGCCCACGCGCGGGGGCAGCGCCAAUGUCGGCGCCUGUCCCAGCAGCCAGCACUUCAAGUACCUGUAUGACGAGCUGGCCUCCCGAGGGAGCGACGAGGCUCGGCGUGACUUCGAGCAAUUCUGCCUGCAGUCCUUCUGCACCGAGAUCAUGGUCUUCUACAACGCGGUCGGGGUGUACCAUGCCAACUUCGACCUGCUGACGCCGGAGCGCCGCUUCGUCGAGUCGCGCACCCUGGCCGCGCGCUUCAUCCAGUCCGGCGCCGAGCUUGAAUUGAACCUGGACGACCGUGUCAAGAAGCGCAUUCUCCAACGCCUUGGCUUCGUCAAGGGGCAUGCCGGGGCCCUUCGCAGCUACCACGAGGCCGUGGCCCAUGCGCAGGUCACCGGCUCCGAGAGCACUCCGCCCAACUCGCCGACCGCCCCCUCCGGUGGGCUCAUGGGCCGGGGGAGCCGGUCGCGCACGCCGUCGCAGCGCCUGGGCGGUGGAUCGGUGCCGCCGGCGGCGGCUGCCGCCGCGGCUGCCCAUGCCACCGCCGGCGCUGGCGCCUCCAGCACCAGCGUCCCUGCCCCGGGGCCCGGGUCGGCAAUGGCCAUGCCACAGCAGCCGAUGGCCAUGACCAGCGCCUCCUCCGCCGGCGGCUCGGGGGCCUCCUCCAAGAACACCAGCCAGCUGGCGGUGCCGGAACAGCCCUCGGCCGGCCAGCAGCAGCAGCAACACCAUUCUUCGGGCGGCACCCCGAGGAUCGGCGGCUCCCAGGCGAGCCUCGCCCUGGCAACCGGUGGGGCGACCCCCGGGUCCGGGUCCGCGGUGGCGGUCGUCCCGCGCCCGGGCGGCGGCAGCCUCAGCAUCCAGGUGGACAUCCAGCGCGACCUCUUCUCGGAUGCCGAGCGCGACUGCCGCAGCCAGCUGAACAACCUCGUGCGCGCUUGGGCCAUGACCGCACGCGGGAGCUACCACUAUGCGGCACUCUUCAUGAUGCACGGCCCCGGGGACUCCAUCAAUGGCGGCGGCCCGGGCGGGCACCUCGGCCCUUCGCCCUACGGCCCUGGCGGCCCCAAUGGGUCCGGGGUCGCCGGCGGCGGUGGCAGCCGCGGCGGCGGCGCCUCCCAGGGUGGCUUCUUCUCUUGGUGGGGCUCGCUCUUUGGCCGGGGCCACGCCGGGCAGGAUGCCGCUGGCGGCGGCCCGGGCAGCCGGAGCGCCGGCCCCGGGGCGGCCGUCGGCGGCGGCCGUCGGCCUCCCUCCACCAUCACCGAGGAGGAGGCCGUCGCCUUGCGGCCCUCCCUGUCGGCCGACUCGCCGGCCGAUGCCACCACCCGGCGAUGCUCCAAUCCCGAGGGGUCCAUUGUCCUGUCGGUGAUUGCGGCCUCCUCGCCGAGCCCCUCCCGCGGGGGGACCCUUCCCCGGAGCCAGGCCGCCACCGGGUCGGGCGUCCGGCUGAAUGGCGCCUCCUCCGAGGAGUACAUCCUCGGGUCCAUGGACUCCGGCACCGGGGCCGGCCUCAACACCACCGGGUCACUGGCCCUGCGCCAUGGGUCCGAGACUCUGGCUGCGGCCACCAUCAUGGCCGUCGACACCAAUCUCUCGGUGGACCCGAACAAUCACUUCGAAAUGCGCAGCACCACCCCCCGGGGGAUGGUGUAUUCCGCCAGCACGGACCGGCUUUGAAAAAGUGGAGAGGAUGUGGGUCCGAUGAUGCCCAGCUGUGUGGCGCAUCAGUGUCCACACAUAUGUGCUGCAUAUCAUACAUACGCAUCAACGGAGGCAUGUGUGCGUGCCAGUCGGUGU
This is a messenger RNA of Fonticula alba, 3291 nucleotides long. RefSeq lists its product as hypothetical. The transcript has 6 exons. Lineage: Eukaryota; Rotosphaerida; Fonticulaceae. Bases 220 to 3171 code for a protein of 983 amino acids. The record is from RefSeq and is a predicted model, not a curated record.